This is a messenger RNA of Bolinopsis microptera, 1361 nucleotides long. Its product is annotated as replication factor C subunit 2-like. The coding region runs from base 7 to 1041 and encodes 344 amino acids. The transcript is spliced from 7 exons. Gene Ontology annotation, molecular function: ATP hydrolysis activity; DNA binding; ATP binding. Gene Ontology annotation, cellular component: nucleus; DNA replication factor C complex. Lineage: Eukaryota; Metazoa; Ctenophora; Tentaculata; Lobata; Bolinopsidae. Gene Ontology annotation, biological process: DNA-templated DNA replication; DNA repair. The record is from RefSeq and is a predicted model, not a curated record.
CAUAGCAUGAUGGUUACUGAUGUGGAGAUGAAGACAGACACAUUUCCUCCUCACAAGAAAAGUAAACCCAGAUACGAACUUCCCUGGAUAGAAAAACACAGACCUCGAUACCUUCCGGAAAUAGUGGGAAAUGAAGAGACAAUAAAGAGAUUACAAGUAUUUUCAGAGCAGGGUAACCUUCCAAAUAUCAUUAUAGCCGGCUCACCUGGUAUUGGUAAAACUACCACUAUACUCUGCCUUGCUAGAGCUCUUCUCGGGCCGGCAAUGAAAGAAGGUGUUUUGGAACUGAACGCGUCGAAUGAGAGAGGGAUUGAUGUGGUCAGGAACCGGAUUAAAAUGUUCGCUCAGAAGAAAGUUACACUCCCACCAGGUCGUCACAAGAUAGUGAUUCUAGACGAAGCAGAUUCCAUGACAUCUGCAGCCCAGGAAGCCCUCCGAAGAACUAUGGAAAUAUACUCCAAAACUACUCGGUUUGCGCUGGCGUGCAAUAGUUCUGAUAAAAUUAUAGAACCCAUACAGUCGAGAUGUACAAUGCUCAGAUACUCGAGAAUAACAGACGCUCAAGUGCUGAGGAGGUUGCUGGAUAUCUGUGAAGCUGAGAGUGUGGUUAAGACAGAUGACGGUUUAGAAGCAGUCAUCUUCACCGCUCAGGGUGACAUGCGACAGGCUAUAAAUAACCUACAGUCCACACAUCAGGGUUACGGGAUAGUUAACAGUGCAAAUGUUUUCAAAGUUUGUGACGAACCUCAUCCCCUUCUUGUAAAAGAUAUGAUCAAACACUGCACGUCGGAAGAUAUAGACGAGGCCUAUAAGAUACUCCACUCUUUGUGGAAGCUGGGUUAUUCUCCUGAAGAUAUUAUUAAUAACGUUAGAAAGGUGUGCCAGACAUUUGACAUGCCGGAGUACAAGAAGCUGCUCUUCCUCAAGGAAAUAGGUUACACUCACCUCCGGAUCACACAAGGAGUCAACUCCCUCCUCCAACUCAGUGGCAUGCUCGCUAGACUCUGUCGCGUAAGCGCCGCUAAGAGCAUGACCCAAUAACUGGUUGGCAGUUGCGACGCGCGCUGCAAGUUUAUCACACAUGGAAAUUGGACCUGGGUUACAUUGUGUGCGCACUAACAUCCUGUAUGAUAUUUAAUUAUAGGCCCCCGAUCGGUGAAGUACUCCCGGCAGUGCACAGAACUGUUUUUAAAGUGCAAAUUCUACUUUUUACUUUUUAUUUAUAAUUUCCAAUUUCAUUUCUUUUGAUUUUAACACAAUUUUCGCAAUAAAUGAUCAUUAAUCAUUAAUGAAUUGUGGACUGUUUCUUUGUUCUUGUGCUUAUACUAACUUAACCAUAAAUAGAUGGUACAUAUAUUUAA